UUCUCGUGUUCAACAUGGCUGCCUCCUUGGCCAGAGUUUGCCGCUAUGUUUUACGACACAGGUCUUGCUUUCAGCAAACUACAAGCGUUACACUCAAAUGCAAAUUCCACCGUUCGGUUUCUGUGUGCAACGGGCUUCUACGCGGACUCAAUAAACGCGGACUCGUGAAGGACUCUUUCCCGGAUGACGCGGGGCACGAUCGACUCCCUCGCCUGCUUCAGUCGGGUGCUCAGACCGUGUACUGCGGCUUUGACCCCACGGCCGACAGCCUUCACGUCGGCCACCUGCUCGCCCUCAUCGGCCUGUUGCACUUCCGAAGCGCCGGUCACCAUGUGGUCGCCGUGCUCGGCGGGGCCACUGCGCAAAUUGGCGACCCAAGCGGAAAGAACAGUGAGCGAGAACUGCUGUCCGCGGACGCCGUGGAGGGUAACACGCGCGGCAUCCGCGAGAGCAUCCACAGAAUUUUCACCAACCACGAACUGCACUUCCACGACGGCUCCAAGACGCAAGGGACCGUGACUGUUUUGAACAACUUGAGCUGGUACAAAGACUGGAACGUGGUCAAGUUCCUGUCUGAGACCGGGAGACACUUCCGCAUGGGGACCAUGCUCAGCCGCCACAGCGUCCAGUCCAGGCUGCGCAGCUCGGAAGGAAUGAGUCUGACCGAGUUCACCUACCAGGCGUUCCAGGCGUACGACUUCUACCACCUGAACCAACUCUACGGCUGCAAGAUCCAACUGGGAGGCACCGACCAGCUGGGAAACCUCAUGUCUGGCCACGACUUCAUUCACAAAGUGAGCGGCGAGGAGGUGUACGGCCUCACCCUCCCGCUGGUCACCAGCUCGACAGGCGACAAGCUGGGCAAGACAGCGGGCAACGCCGUGUGGCUCAACCGUGACAAGACGUCUCCCUUUGAGCUCUACCAGUUUUUUCUGCGGCAGCCUGACGCCAGCGUGGAAGGGUUCCUGAAGCUCUUCACCUUUCUGCCGCUGGCUGAGGUGGAGAACCUGAUGGAGCAGCAGCGAGCAGAUCCCGGUAAACGGCUGGCACAUAAGCGACUCGCAGCUGAAGUGACAAAGCUGGUCCAUGGGAAGGAGGGUCUGGAAAGUGCCAAGAGGUGCACCAAUACUCUGUACCACAGCAGCGUGCAGGCACUGGAGGAGAUGAGCGACUCGGAGCUGCAGGAGCUCUUCCGAGAGGCUCCCUUCCAUGAACUUCUGCUGGAACCAGGGACCACCAUCAUCGAUGCCUGCCGCAGGGUCAAUGCCAUCCCAGACGGUCCCAAAGGGUAUCGGAUGGUUUCGGAGGGAGCGGUGUGGCUCAACCACCAGCGGACAGACAACCCGGAGCAGGUGCUCAUCCCCAAGGUCCACAUCCUGGCCAACGGCCUCACGCUGCUCCGAGUGGGCAAGAAAAACUUCCAUAUUAUCAAGUGGCUCAGUCUGUGAAAGGUAUAUAGGAUAUGUUUGCCUAUAAAUACUUUAGAGUUGAUCAUGUGUAUCUUUAGUUUGGUUAUUAAAAUGAUUUAUUUAAGUUUC
Syngnathus typhle (broad-nosed pipefish) is the source of this 1538-nucleotide messenger RNA. RefSeq names its product tyrosyl-tRNA synthetase 2, mitochondrial (gene yars2). The record is from RefSeq and is a predicted model, not a curated record. The coding region runs from base 15 to 1448 and encodes 477 amino acids. Gene Ontology annotation, biological process: tyrosyl-tRNA aminoacylation. Gene Ontology annotation, molecular function: RNA binding; ATP binding; tyrosine-tRNA ligase activity. The transcript has 5 exons. NCBI's taxonomy places the organism in Eukaryota, Metazoa, Chordata, Actinopteri, Syngnathiformes, Syngnathidae. Gene Ontology annotation, cellular component: mitochondrion; cytosol.